CGGGGUACUUGGAAGCCUCGCGGGGAUGCUUUAGCCCCCGCAGGGGUCUCUGCCCCCCGGCUCCUGACGCCCUCCCCGCCGCCCGCAGGUGCCUCUCGUCCUCCCCGCGGUGCCAUGGAGCAGCUGAAGUGACCCGCGGAGCCGUCAGAGCCGUGCCAGGAUGGGCUGCGUGUACUGCAAGGAGAAGGUGGCCGGCAAGGGGCAGGCGGGGAGCGGCGCGGGGCCCUCGUCGGCCCCCACCCUGCAGUACGACCCCGACCCCGCGCAGCUCGGCGGCGCCUUCACCCACAUCCCCGACUUCAACAACUUCCACGGCACCGCCGUGCCCAGCCCCGCGCCCUUCGCGGGGCCGGGCUUUUACCCCUCCAACACGCUGCAGGCGCACGGCAGCGGCAUCACAGGUGGGGGCGUGACGCUUUUCAUCGCCCUGUACGACUACGAGGCCAGGACGGAGGAUGACCUGAGCUUUCAGAAAGGGGAGAAGUUCCACAUCAUCAACAACACCGAGGGUGACUGGUGGGAGGCCAGGUCGCUGAGCUCGGGCGACACGGGCUACAUCCCCAGCAACUACGUGGCCCCCGUGGACUCCAUCCAGGCAGAGGAGUGGUACUUCGGGAAGAUCGGGCGCAAGGAUGCAGAGCGGCAGCUCCUGUGCCACGGCAACUGCAGGGGCACCUUCCUCAUCCGGGAGAGCGAGACGACGAAAGGCGCCUACUCCCUCUCCAUCCGGGACUGGGACGAGGCCAAGGGCGACCACGUGAAGCACUAUAAGAUCCGAAAGCUGGACAGCGGGGGGUACUACAUCACCACGCGGGCCCAGUUCGACACCGUGCAGCAGCUGGUCCAGCACUAUAUAGAGCGGGCGGCCGGGCUGUGCUGCCGCCUGGCCGUGCCGUGCCCCAAGGGGACCCCCAAGCUGGCCGACCUGUCGGUCAAAACCAAAGACGUGUGGGAGAUCCCCCGCGAGUCCCUCCAGCUCCUCAAGAAGCUGGGCAACGGGCAGUUCGGGGAAGUGUGGAUGGGCACGUGGAACGGCACCACCAAGGUGGCGGUGAAGACGCUGAAGCCAGGCACCAUGUCCCCCGAGGCCUUCCUGGAGGAGGCUCAGAUCAUGAAGCGGCUGCGGCACGACAAGCUGGUGCAGCUCUACGCCGUGGUGUCGGAGGAGCCCAUCUACAUCGUCACCGAGUUCAUGAGCCAAGGCAGCCUGCUGGACUUCCUAAAGGAUGGGGACGGCCGCUACCUGAAGCUGCCCCAGCUGGUGGACAUGGCUGCCCAGAUCGCCGCGGGCAUGGCCUACAUCGAGCGGAUGAACUACAUCCACCGGGACCUGCGCGCUGCCAACAUCCUGGUGGGGGACAACCUGGUGUGCAAGAUCGCUGACUUCGGCCUCGCCCGCCUCAUCGAGGACAACGAGUACACGGCGCGCCAGGGUAACCCCCCCUGCCCCCACCCGCGUCCCAAAGCUUUGGGCACCCCUGCCCUGUCCCUGCUGGGCUGG
Molecule: messenger RNA, 1501 nt
Organism: Oxyura jamaicensis (ruddy duck)
Lineage: Eukaryota; Metazoa; Chordata; Aves; Anseriformes; Anatidae
Product: proto-oncogene tyrosine-protein kinase Yrk
Exons: 10
Biological process (GO): integrin-mediated signaling pathway; protein phosphorylation; cell surface receptor protein tyrosine kinase signaling pathway
Cellular component (GO): extrinsic component of cytoplasmic side of plasma membrane
Molecular function (GO): ATP binding; non-membrane spanning protein tyrosine kinase activity; signaling receptor binding
Source: RefSeq, a predicted model, not a curated record